Polyodon spathula (Mississippi paddlefish) is the source of this 1714-nucleotide messenger RNA. Its product is annotated as metalloproteinase inhibitor 2-like. Gene Ontology annotation, molecular function: protease binding; metalloendopeptidase inhibitor activity. The transcript is spliced from 5 exons. The record is from RefSeq and is a predicted model, not a curated record. The coding region runs from base 204 to 869 and encodes 221 amino acids. NCBI's taxonomy places the organism in Eukaryota, Metazoa, Chordata, Actinopteri, Acipenseriformes, Polyodontidae. Gene Ontology annotation, biological process: negative regulation of endopeptidase activity; negative regulation of membrane protein ectodomain proteolysis. Gene Ontology annotation, cellular component: extracellular matrix.
CUGUAGAGGCGGGCUCCUCAGUGUAAAACAAAGACCUACAUAAGAGGUUCCCUCUGUCAGACUGAAGCACCAGUGUAGAAGAACCGGUGUGCUGAGAGGGUGUUUUCAUUGCAGCACUGUAGCUUUCAGCAGCCAUUCUACCUUGAAGAAGGACUGAGAAGUGAAUACCGUCCAGAUUUGCUAAGAGGAAAGAGAUCUGCAUCAUGAGUACUCCUGUUCCUGGCUUGCUGUCCCUUGUACUGCUUCUUCUGACCCUAAGACUUCAGGAGCUGGUGGAGGCAUGCAGCUGUGCUCCAGCACACCCUCAGCAGGCUUUCUGUAAUUCCGAAAUAGUAAUUCGGGCCAAAAUUACUGGUGAAAAGAUGGUUUCCUCCAGCAACAGCUCCUUAUCCCACUUCAAGAUGAUCCAGUAUGAAAUCAAACUAGUAAAGAUGUUCAAAGGCUUUGAAAAGUUCAAGGAUAUCCAAUACGUGUACACCCCUCCUUAUUCGUCGCUGUGUGGUGUAAAGCUUGAAGUUAAUAACAAGGCCCAAUAUCUGCUGUCAGGCAGGGUGUGGGAGGAUGGGAGAGUUUUGAUUGGCCUGUGUGAUUUCAUUGCGCCCUGGGACAAUCUUUCAAUGUCACAAAAGAAGAGCCUCAAUCACAGAUAUGAAAUGGGCUGCGACUGCAAAAUUUCCAGAUGCUACACUUUGCCUUGCUCUAUCACCGCAGAAAAUGAGUGCCUUUGGACAGACUGGCUGACAGAUAAGAGCCUGAACGGGCACCAGGCCAAGCACUUUGCCUGCAUCAAGCGCACCGAUGGCUCCUGCAGCUGGUAUCGAGGAGACUCUCCCCCGGAGAAAGAGUUCAUGGACAUUUCAGACCCUUAAACCCAAUCAGCUCUCAAGAGAAGAGACACGAAGGUGAUGCUUGUAGUCAGAUCUGCUGCAAAACCGGUCCAACUCUUGUGGUUCAAUGCAUUCCUGUAAUUCUGUCUAAAGCACAACUGUCUGCCUAUCCACCAUUGUGAAUGUACAAAAAUUAAGACCUGAAGCCCCAACCCCCCCCCCCCCCAGUCAGCUUGAUUGUUUGUUAGCUACAGAAAUAAAAUAAAUAAGUAAUUCUUAUGUAUUAGCCCUUUUUGACUCCACCAUUACUUCUGCUGCAGCACUGGUGUUGCAAAAAGCAAUGCAUUUCUUAAUUUCUGAUAUACCUUGCUACAGUCUAGUAAUGUGUGUAAAGGCAAGCCACAGUUAAAAUUAUUCAGCAAUCUAUGAAAUACAUUUUGUAAGAAUCUUUUUUUUUAUGAAUGAAUCCCAAUUUCUGUAUACUGUAUGAUGAGAAUGUAUAUAUUUGUAUUCUUAUUAUUAACAAUGUAAAGAUUAACUGCACAAACAGUAUAAACAAAUAGACACAGCAUCUUUGUAGUGUUUAUAUUUUAGAUAUUUGUCACUGCUUUUUCAUAUUCAGUCAUUAAAGAUGGGACUUCUUAUAUAAUGUCACACUUCCUGAUAUUAUGCUUUGUAAAACAUUACUCUCUUGCCAAAAAAGCUAAAACAAGCCUUUAAUAGAUGCAUCUGUACAUGUAAUAAACAUGGCUGUCAAGUUUCUGUAGAAAACUGAUUUAUACAAAACUAUGUUUCUGUGUGUAUUUAUGUUUUGCUGUAGUAGAUUUUUAAUUUUUUUUCUAUCCUGUCAUGCCAAAAAAUUGUUUAUAAAAGUAAUUCAAUAAGUA